UAUUUAAACCGGUGGAGGCGUGAUCGCGGAGAAUGAGACUGAGGGGAGCUGCCACGGUUUGGAGGACAAGGCUGAGUUUAGGCUGGAAACUAACAGACUAGAUUUCCCCCCUCCUCCCCCUUUUUUAUCCCCCCCCCCGCUUUGUUCCUUGUCAUUUUUUGGCACAACUUCCGUAGUUUCCAGUCCGCUCCGUUCAGUUUCGCUCUAUGGACAGAUCAGCUAACCUGGACACGGAGGAGCUCAAGGUCCAAUUUUUCAAACCCAGAGACUGGAAGUUCAGUUUACUCUGUGGCUGGAAAGAAGCCCUACUCUGUCCUAUGACACGAGAGCAGUAUAUAUUAGCAACACAACAGAACAGCCUUCCAAGGACUGAACAUCCUCAGUUUUACCCAGUAGGGAUUUAUGGAUGGCGAAAGAGGUGCUUAUACUUCUUUGUCCUUCUGCUGUUGGUUACCAUGAUUGUUAAUUUAGCAAUGACAAUAUGGAUUUUGAAGGUUAUGAAUUUCACAGUGGAUGGAAUGGGAAAUUUGAGAGUCACUAAAAAAGGAAUACGACUUGAAGGAAUAUCUGAAUUUCUACUUCCACUAUAUGUGAAAGAAAUCCAUUCCCGAAAGGAUAGUCCACUGGUCUUACAGUCUGACAGAAAUGUAACAGUGAAUGCAAGAAAUCACAUGGGACAGUUAACUGGACAACUGACAGUAGGGGCUGAUGCUGUGGAAGCUCAGUGUAAGAGGUUUGAAGUGAGAGCAAGUGACAGUGGAAGAGUAUUGUUUUCUGCAGAUGAAGAUGAGAUUGUCAUUGGAGCUGACAGACUGAAAGUAACAGGCACGGAAGGGGCAGUGUUUGGGCACUCUGUGGAGACACCCCAUAUCAGAGCAGAACCUUCCCAAGACCUCAAACUUGAAUCUCCUACUAGAUCUUUGGUGAUGGAAGCACCCAGGGGAGUGCAAGUCAACGCAGCUGCAGGAGACUUAAAGGCUACCUGUAGGAAAGAACUGCACUUACAGUCUACAGAAGGGGAGAUAUUUUUAAACGCAGAUACAAUCCGCCUUGGAAAUCUACCAGUGGGGUCCUUUUCAUCCUCCUCCUCCUCCUUCUCCUCCUCUUCCUCACCCAGCUCUUCAGCUCCUCGCCAGACUAUCUAUGAGCUCUGCGCCUGUCCCAAUGGUAAACUUUACCUGUCCCCAGCAGGAGCAGGCUCCACAUGUCAAUCCAGUAGCAACAUCUGCUUGUGGAGCUAGAAUGACUCCGUUUUAUCCUCACACCAGAAUAGCCUUUUGUUACUAUCCCUCUGCUUCACAGUUCAGUUCGGUUUCCCUUGUGACAAGCCCGACGCUCCAAACGGCCUGCAGAGCAACUUCUUCCACUGUAAGCAGGAGUACAGCGCUGCCUUCUCUUGUGGUUUGUGCUGCCACUCAGCACAGAGAUGGGAGAGAGAGAUCCAGAAAACAAUGUAUUCUUCAUCAGGAAACCUAGAACAUAAGAUCACCUUAUUUUCCAAAAGGGACAAUAACACAGGUGCCUUUGCUACUUGAAGUGAAGCACAUAGUUUUAGAUUUUUGCAGGACCUGGAUAUGAACUGCACAUAAAUAUAUAAUUAGAGAGACAGAGAGAGAGAGUACAUUAAUUUACCCAGAAUCUGAUGGUGAAAUGAAUUGGUUCCCCCUGUAUGAUAAAUAACUUUACUGUCUGAAAGCACAAUUUUCCAUUCAUCUUUUUGGAAGUAAACUUUUAUCCCUGAAUUUUAAAAUUUUAAAGCAUUGUGUGAUGCUUGCUUUACUAAACAAAUUCAGUAAAUGGUUUUUAAUACAAAAAGAGACAGAAUUCCUCCCUGAGUUUGGUUUCUUUAAAAAUGUGUUGUUACUAUUUGUCUACUAAGUCUAGGGUUUUGUACACUAGGUAAAUUUUGGAAAUGCUCAGCAAUAUUCCUUUAAAAGUUAAAAAGACAUGCUCUUGUUUGUCAGAUCUGAAUGACCUUAUAUAAUAUUUUCGUGGCCAUUGCAUGUGAAGCGAUUGCUUUAAGUAGAACAUGCAGUUUCUGGAAAAGACAAGCAGGGUAAAAAAGGAAAUUCUGAUGAUAUGUUUGUUGAUCAGUGUAUUGCUCUUCACAAGGUUCUUAUAAUUGGCAAAUACAAAACCAAGGGAGAAAUCUUCAAAGGUGCAUCUUGCCCAUUUUCUGACUAAGUCUAUCUGUUACCACUUGAACACAGUGCAAACAUUGGUAGUAAUGCAACGUGUGAUGCUGAAAAGCAGUGCACUAACAACUUGUUUGACAUUCACAUUUAUUAUUCUCUUUUGUUUACCAUUUGUUGCUGAGGUUUCAAAGUAAUAGUAGUAUAUAUAAAACCACAUAUUAAAUGACAUUUGGUAUUAAAAAGUACGUCAACAUUACUUUUACCUUGGUUAAAUUAUGCAGCCACAGUUGCACUCAGAUUUCACUACUGACUUUCUUUUUUGACAAGUUUCAUGUGGGAUUUCUUUCUUGUGUCAAUGUUCAUACUUAUUUGGCUUGAUUGUUAAUUGAAAUCUUAUAAAAAUGCUUUGUUAUGCUGCUGGUAAAUUUGUCACAGCAUUGAUUAACAAGAGUAUCUUGAAACUUGCAGAACCCAGGAAAGUAAAACAAUAUAAAAAUGCUUCCUAUUGUGGAAGAUGGCUUGAUUGUGUGAGGUAAGUGUGCUUUUUAAUUCUAUUCUUUAAGUUACAUCACUUAGCUUGUAUUUUUAGAGACUUCAGAAUCUAAGAUCACCAAUGAAAUGAGAGCUUUUGCAAAGAAAUUCUAAAGCCGGGGGAGAUGGUGCAAGGUGGGUAUUUCUACACACUUUUUAAAAAAAAUAUAUUUUUAGAGGAAAAAAAAUUGAAAAUGAGCAAACUAGUAUGGUGAUUGCCUUGGCAUCUUAUUACCACCUAAUAAGAUUGACUUUGUUUUCACUUCAGGUGAAAUUCACUCCUAUGCAGAAGACCAGCACAAGACGUGUCAACGGCUUGACUGGUGCUUGCCUUACCAUUGGCCCUCUUCAGAGGUGUGAAUUUUACCCCAUAGCAAGAAUUCUGUAUUUGCUGGUUUUAACAGUUAAAUGAAGAUUUUGAAUUGGUUAUUGUAUGUCUUCAAAAGAAGGCUGUUAACAGCUGACUUGUUGUCUAUUUGGGAUUUUUCUUCUUUGAAGGAAAUUAUACUAGAAAAUAUUGCAAGAAAAUAUAAUAGAAGAUGAGGAUUUUUCAGAUAGUAAGAGGGGCAAAAAGUAUUGCAGAUGACAAAGAAGGUGACAAUAAAACAGGAAAAAGUGUAGCCAUCAAAUACACUCUUAUAACUGUAGGGAUAUAGAUGUCUUUUUCUUAUGCACGCAAGUAAUUGAAUGGUGAAGGGACAUUCAUGAAUUUCAGGAGAAAAAGUAUAAAGAUAUGUUUGAGGACAUCUAUGUGUAUUCAUUAUCUGUGCACACCUACAUACACCUGUUGCUUAAAAGAUGAACAAAUAUAGUGACUAAUCUAUUUGCUAAAUUAAAAUGGGGCUUCCUACAAAUUGUAUACAUGUAAGCUAAGGAGUUUUAUUUCUCCUCAAAUAAACCUUCAGGAUGACUUGCAUAUACUUUGUCAUGAAUCUUCCACUGAAAAAUUCCUAUUUGUUUGUUCUUCAUUUUCUGAGAUUAUUUAGCUGUUAUUUGUUCACUGGAUGGAAGGACCCAACCUUAAUAAAUUUUACACCAACUUGCUUGGGAAUAGGCAGGUUGGAAGAAAACCCUUUUGUUACUAGAUUAAUUUUAACAGACAGACAGAAAUAAUUUGCCACUUUGUGUGGAGAGAACUCAGAAGAGAUAUGUGGGUAGUACACAGGAGUCCAAAAAACCAACCCAGUGAGUUCACGUGGCUCUGCACUGUCAGGAUAUUCUUUAUUGGAGUCCUGUCAGUAUGAAGUUGAGCAUAUUUAAGAGCUUCGACAACCUAUGAGAUAGAAUAACAAGUUCUCAUAAAGUCUUAAUAUUCUGGUGAAUUUCAUAAUAUUGAUGUCUUUAAAUCCAUUGAAAACUGUAAGAAGGGAGGAAAAAAGUUUGUAUUUUAAAAAGUAUUUCUAGCCCACAUGAUUUCAAGGAGUAUUUGAAAAGUGAUUUCAAUGCAUUAACCAUACUAAAAAAUUAAGAUGCUAUCCUUAUGACAGCAACAAAAUAUCUGCAAAGAUCUCAUUGGCUUCAUGUAUUUAAUAUAUACAAUAGAUUUAUCUCCUGUAAAAAAACUCUUGUGCCGUAUUAUCAGAUGCUGUCUCUUUCUUGUUAAUAAAAGAGAAAAAAAAGAAUAAAAACGAAGAGAAAAGUAAAAGCAUCAGCCAACCUCUCUGAGCACUGUCAGCUGUAUGGUUUGUAUCGCAGUUCAUUCAUUGGUUAAGUGUUAAGACCAAAGACAGACACUUCUAUUAUAUCCAACAAUAUGACACUGCUGUUCCUACUAAUUCUGUUGGAAUGAAGAGAUGAAAAGUUGUAAUUACAACAUUAAAUGUAACAUAGUUUAGAUUUGUGCAGCAUUUUGAGCUGUAGAUUUUCACUUUUUUCCAGGGUUUAAAUUUUUUGUCACUGUCUUGCAAUUACAUUACUAUUCAUGCAUACGGAGGGUCUUUUGGUGUUCCUAAGAAAGCAUGCCAAGACAUUGCUUCUUUGAAAUGAAGUUAUGCUGGUUUGCUUGCAAAAUUGGCUUGACUGGAUAAAAGAAUUCACUUUCAAGCAUUUUAGAUGCAGAGGGUUAUUAAGUCUGGAAGAUAGAGCCAUAAAUGUCUAGAAGGAUUUAAUGAAGGAUGUUUGAAAUAUUUGGUGUCUAACAUAAUGUACCUUUUCUUUGGGGGGG
Haemorhous mexicanus (house finch) is the source of this 4830-nucleotide messenger RNA. It is a transcript of the gene SGCZ, whose product is annotated as sarcoglycan zeta. Bases 207 to 1241 code for a protein of 344 amino acids. The record is from RefSeq and is a predicted model, not a curated record. Gene Ontology annotation, cellular component: sarcolemma; sarcoglycan complex. The transcript is spliced from 9 exons. Gene Ontology annotation, biological process: heart contraction; cardiac muscle tissue development. Lineage: Eukaryota; Metazoa; Chordata; Aves; Passeriformes; Fringillidae.